Molecule: messenger RNA, 4683 nt
Organism: Panicum virgatum (switchgrass)
Lineage: Eukaryota; Viridiplantae; Streptophyta; Magnoliopsida; Poales; Poaceae
Product: GATA transcription factor 8-like
Exons: 3
Coding region: 2693-3910 (405 amino acids)
Biological process (GO): regulation of DNA-templated transcription
Molecular function (GO): zinc ion binding; sequence-specific DNA binding
Source: RefSeq, a predicted model, not a curated record
AAAGGGGAGGAGUGGAUCGCCACUUCCGUCGCUUCAACCCGCCUGCCUGGCCCCCAACGUUCAAAACCCAGGAGCCCUCUUUUCUUUUCUCCUCUUUCUUCCUCAUCUUUGAUAAAAGCCCUGUAGGCUGUAGCUGGAGGCCUCAAUUACCUUCCCUCACGUUCUGCACCCAUAAUUUAAUCGCCACAGCCUCCAUUAUUUUUUCCUCUCCGAGCUCACCCUGUCGCCUGCCCUGGCCUGUAUACUCUCCCAAUCUUGUUCUCUAUCUCCCACUGUCCUCAAUUCUGCUAGCUUCUCUCUCUUAGAGGCGGAGGAAGAAGAAGCCGAGGGCAGGGCACAGGAGGAGAGAGAGAAGAAGCACAGCGCCAGGAAUUGAAUUCCACCGACCCACGCACCUCUCAGUCAUCCCCUUCCCAUUUACCUCCACCUAUAUAGCUCUCCAUAAUUCCCCGGGCCUCCUCUCUCUUGUUAGGAGUACAGUUCUCCUUAUAAUUGGACUUGUCCAAGGCACCCAGCACCUUUCUUCUUCAUCUCUCUCUCUCUCUCUCUCUCUCUCUCUCUCUCUCUGUCCAUCCAUCGACACACAGCCAGCCACCAAGAGCCAUGCAGGAGGAGUAGAGUACAACCAGAGAAAGAGAGUUAGCUCGCAGCUCCUUGAUUCCACCCACCACUGUCCCUUAUUUACAGGCGUUCGUGAUCAGCAACAGCUAGUCGUCAGCUAGAGUGCAGCAGGCAGAGAUAGCUAGCAGCUAGAAAAAAAGGGACCUGUGUGCACCAAGCAACCCAGCCCAGGGAGGAGAAGAGAGCUAGCGAGCUUUCAUUUGGCCGAUCGUUUCCGAGGAACAGAGCAAGCAGGAAUUCACAAAGGUGAGUCAAAUCGCCGAGGGUGCAUACCAUGUGUUGUGUUCCCAUUCCAGUUCCCAUCACCUCUGCAACUUGCCAUCUUAUGCAUCCAAAAUAGCAAGGAUUGAUCACAGCCAGAACCAAAAAUUGCAUACUUUUCCAUUUUUGUGUGGCCGUUUUACAUCUUUCUUUUUUUAAUCGCAUCCUCGAGUUGCCAUUUCUUGCUAGCCGCCCCGGCUGGCGGCCAUUUGUCGCCAGCUUCAUUGCCAUGUCCGGUUCAUCCCAUGCAUUUCUGUAGUUGCACAACUCAUUCUUCAAUUCCUGGGAAAGAAAAAGACAAGGAAAACACACUGGAAAAAAAAAGAGCCUCCAGUUUGGACUGUUUCUGAAUUUGAAGACUGCAAAAAAUGGUUGAGGGAGGGAGCUUGCGAAGCUUCCGAUUUUACUAGAACUUGGAUAAGGCCCCGUUUAGUUCCCAAAUAGUUUCUCACACUAUUCAUCACAUCGACUCUUCGGACACAUACAUGGAGUAUUAAAUGCAGUUGAAAAAAUAAUUAAUUACACAGUCUAACUGAUUACCACGAACUGAAUCUUUUAAGACUAAUUAGUUCAUAAUUAGAUAUUAUUUAUUAAAUAACAAUAAAAUGUGCUACAGUACCAAAAUCCAAACUUUUUCACCAACUAAACACACCCAAAAACACGUUUGAACUGGGGGAAUUGGAAUUGACCGGGAUGGAUGCUCAGGGUCACACGGUAUUCCUUUCCCGGCCUUUUUUCCACAGCGUCAUUGUCUGUACCUUUGCAUGCACCCCCCAUGCUUUUACAGAUAUACGCUUCCCUCCCUUCCAGUCUGGAUUCUCUGGAAGCAGAGGGGACAGGCAGACAGUGGAAAAUGUCCAAAAUUGAAUAGUUGCCACGUACUGCUGCUACAACAUAUUUGGAUUGGAGGGGGUAAAAGAUUAAAAUGCGUAGGAAGUAAAAAGACAGGAAGAUUCCUUGCAUUAUUUCCAACCAGUGUGAUCGGAUCAACGCAAAUGGUGAAGUGGGAAAAUUAAAAUAUAAAAACGGGCUACCAGGAAGAACAGUAGAAUUCCUCGGGGUUUUCACCCGAGGACUUGGCAAUAAUUAGCUGCUUUACCGAGGGGCGAAGGCGCUUCGAUUCGAAGCAGCCGCAGCCAGGUGGCAGCGCAAUGACGCGUCCGGGCCAAUGGCCUGCGUCCACGUCAGCGCAUCUCUUUUGACAAAUUUCUUGUGCUGGCCGCUCUGACUUUUACACCGGUACACCAGCACCACCACCUUGGUGGUGAAUCAAUCAAACACUCUGAUUUUUCUAACUUUUUUACACGUAAAUAUUUAAUAUUUUUUAUUUGAAUACGAUACAUCGGCUGCAUGUACUACGUACUCUUUCUACUCCAUCUGGUCGCCUAUGCUUGCUUCAGAAUAAAGAAAGCCAGAGAAAAUCGACCCGCCCCGCGGGCCGUCACAUGCGCUGCUCACAUGUGCGUGGGCCCCCCCGCCGGCCCACAUCAUCAUGCACCGCAUACAUAUGGCCAUGGAGCAGGAGCCCGCCCAGCCGUCACUUUGAAAAAAAAAAUCUCUCUCUCUCUCUUCUCUCUCCUCAUUUGUUUGCAUACAGCUCAUCCAUACCGCAAAGCCAAGAUCACAUUUUGAUUAGUGCUAAAGGAGGGCUAGAUUAGCAAGGUGUCUCAUCAUCAUCCUCCAUCCAUACCAUCCAUUCUGCAACGCGUCUUGGCAAAACGUCUCUGCCAAAGAUACGAAUUCAUCCAUAGCCAUAUAUGCAGGCGUAUCUUUGGAAUCAAUAAGUAUUUAGGCGAUUGAUCGGAGACAGAUGGCGAGCGCCGGAUUCGUGGAGGAGAUGAUGAGGGAGCAGAGCCUCCUGGAGGCGACCUGCGGCGACCUGUUCGACCACAUCGACGACCUGCUCGACUUCCCCAAGGAGGAGUCCUCCGCCGACGUGCUCCUCCUGGACGCGCCGGCGCCGGGAAGCCCGCUCUCCGCGCGCAUCAUCGACGUCGGCGGCAAUGCGCCGCCCGCGCCCGCGCUGGAGCCGCUGCCCCCGCCCGCGGCGCAGGAGGACGACGCCGCCGCGGGGGCGCCGGUGUUCGACGCCAAGGACGUUGGCGGCCACAUUGGCUCGUGCGAGGACCUGGACAUGGACAUGGCGCAGCUGGAGUGGCUGUCGGGGCUCUUCGACGACGCCUCCAUCCCGCACGAGCCGGCGUUCCCGGGGGCCACCUGCGCCGCCCCGAUCAAGAGCUCCGCGCUGGCGGCCAACGCCGGCGUCGCGCUGCUGCCGCCGGACAAGAUGGAGGACGCGCUCUUCCGCAGCUCCAGCCCCAUCUCGGUGCUCGAGCACAACAGCUUCAACGCCAACAACAACGUGGGCUCCGCGUCCUCCUCGUCCUCCUCGGCGUCCUCCUCGUCAGAGUCCUUCUCCGGGAGCGGCGGGCACGCGUGGUCGGCGCCCGUGUCGCCGCGCCCGGAGCCGCCGGUGCUCGUCAUACCGGCGCGCGCGCGGAGCAAGCGCUCCCGCCCGUCCGCCUUCACCCCCACCGCGGAGGCGCCCACCAUCCUCGUGCCGACGCCCAUGUACUCGUCCACCUCCUCGCACUCGGACCCCGAGAGCAUCGCCGAGUCCAACCCACACCAGGCGCCGCCCAAGAAGAAGAAGAAGGCCAAGAAGCCGGCGCCCCCAGCGCCGACCGCCUCCGACGCGGACGGUGACAACGACGGCGACGCCGACUACGAGGAAGGCGGCGAGCGCUCGCUGCCUCAGGGCGCCGUUAGGAGGUGCACGCAUUGCCAGAUCGAGAAGACACCGCAGUGGCGCGCGGGUCCCCUGGGCCCCAAGACGCUCUGCAACGCCUGCGGCGUGCGCUACAAGUCCGGGCGCCUCUUCCCGGAGUACCGCCCCGCGGCGAGCCCCACCUUCGUGCCGUCCAUCCACUCCAACUCCCACAAGAAGGUGGUGGAGAUGCGCCAGAAGGCCGUCCGGAGCGGCGAUCCGUCCUGCGACCUCCUGCAGUUCAUCCGCCGCCGGGAUUAAAUCGUCGGUCGGUCUCGUCCCCCUUAGCUAUAUAUGUAUACAUGCUAGUAUGUAUGCAUGCAUGGUUGCUUCAUCAGUAGUCAGUCGUUGUCGUCGUCUUCAUCGUGGUUGUCAUCAUCAUCAUCACCGCCAUGGAUCCACCCAUCUUCACCUGCAUGUGUGUUUCUGUCAGCAUCCAUCAAUCCAUCGCCGGGCAUCCUGGCGUUAGUUCAUUAGGGCUUUUUUCAUCGGGGGUUAGUGUUAUUUUAUCUUUCCUUUUUGUCUAUUGGUUAAUUGGUUCCCCUUAAUGUUUUUUUGUUUGUAUAGAGAGAGAAAGAGAGAGGAGGGGUGGGAGAGGAGGGCAGGAGAAAUAGAUGAAUCAGAGUGGUUGUUGCAUUGCAAUUGCAGUAGCUUGCAAGUUAGGUAGGUGAGAAGGAGAGCUAAACCAGCAGCAGAGGGAGACAGAUUUAGAGAGGAAACUUUGCAGCUAGUCAGUCAGUUAGAAGAAAAGUGUUUCAGCAAGUGAAAGGGGAGUUUGUUGGUUUGCUAAUUAGAAGGAAGAUUCUGUCAGAUCAGGUAGUAGCUAUCACCCAUCAGGAUUUGAAACUUGAAGAGAGGGCGACAGCCAUCAUCCAUCAGAGUCUGUAUUUGGAGCUUGGUGUACUGAACUCUGAAAAUUCUUUUUGCAGUCCAUCUAUGUUUAGGGAUUGAUAAGUGUUGUUUGGUUUCUUCUAUACUAGUAGUGCUACAUUUUAGUGAAUAAUUAUAUGAGAAUCUCUUUCGUUUCCUCGUCC